This is a messenger RNA of Eublepharis macularius, 2907 nucleotides long. It is a transcript of the gene C7H8orf34, whose product is annotated as chromosome 7 C8orf34 homolog. Bases 1 to 1923 code for a protein of 640 amino acids. The transcript is spliced from 15 exons. The record is from RefSeq and is a predicted model, not a curated record. NCBI's taxonomy places the organism in Eukaryota, Metazoa, Chordata, Lepidosauria, Squamata, Eublepharidae.
AUGGCGUCUCGCCAGCAAAACAGGAUUCAAGCCUACCUGGAGAAGAACAAAAUCGGGCCCCUGUUCGAGGAAUUGAUGACCAAACUGAUCACAGAGACACCUGACCAUCCAAUACCAUUUCUUAUUGACCAUCUGCAAUCCAAACAUGGGAGUCGUAGCCAGCUUCAGAGAACAUUGUCUGGAUCUGCUGCUCUUUGGGCAGAAAGUGAAACUUCAGAAAGCAAAGGAACAAGAAGGGAUUUCAGAUGUUAUGAUAAACCCUGGCAGACAAAUGCAAAGAAGCCUAAAAAGUCCAAAAGUGACCUUGCUGUAUCCAACAUUUCUCCUCCUUCACCAGAGUCCAAAUCGUUGCCAAGGUCAAUAGAACACCCAAAAUGGGACUGGAGAACAAAACCAGAGAGCCAUGAUUUUGAUGAAUUAAAUCAUAUCCUUCAAGAAAGUAAAAAGCUGGGUAAAGCACUGGAGAAUCUUUCUCGAAGCAUUGCAAUUUCUGAUGAUCUAGACAAGGAUGUAGCCGCAUUUAAUGCACCACUUCUACGGCCCUGUGUUGUUGGAGAAUGGGUUGGCCGUGAAGAGAAUGACGCAGAUCCAUUGGCUGCUGAAAUGUUGCAACCUCCAAUACCAAGAAGCAAAGUUGAACAUUGGGAUAGCGAAGAUAGCAGCAGUCCUAGUGGAAGUUUAAAGAUGGAACCAAAGACCAAAGGAUUGAAGCAGCAGCAGCAGCAACAUAAGAAACUACUGGCUGCUAUGCUUUCCCAGGAUUCAUUUGAGUCGGUACAAAGCACAGCUCCAUCUGUAACAGAAGAAGAUAUUGACAAUGAAGAUGAUGCAAUGGAACUGCUGGAGGAUCUUGAUGAUUUAAGAAUGGAAGGGGUAACCGGUGUCAUUUCUUCUGGGAGCAAAUUUAACCAGACUCGAAGUAUGCAUACUGCUGAACCACAAGCCAAGGUCACGUUGAACAUCUGUGCCAGGUGUGCCAGGCUACAAGGAGAUAACUUGCCAGAAAGUACAGAGGAUAUAUCUGUUGCCUCUCAGACUUUUGAAGAAGAAGUACAAGAAUCUGUUGCAUCAGUGCCUGGGGCAGAAAUCUUGAUGGAGAGCAGUGAUGAACUAGAGAAUAUGCCUCAAGCAACAGAACAGGGUCAACCAGUUUGGGAUAUAGACAUGAGUUCCAGAAGUACAGAUACUCCAAGCCAGAAACUAUUAAAAGAUUCCUUGGCUGCAAAAGAACUGCAGACCAUGGAAAAACACCUUGCUGACAUUGCAAAGGACCUAGCACUAUGGGAAGAAGGGAGAUUAUCAAGAAGCAUCAGUAGCACUCAAACUAAUUUAGUUGCACUAGAUCAUCAAGGAAAUUUUAAAGUUACACUAGGCCAGGAUUCAGAACCGCAAGUGCCAUCUCUAACUGGGAAAGAUAUUCAGCUCCAGCUUCAAAGAAACAAAUCACCACCAUUAUCCAGCAACAAUAGACUGCAGGUCUCCAGUGUCACAAACAGUACGCUUCAAUCUCCCAGUACACAGAUGAACAGAUCUUCAGUGCUGCCAGCUCCAGUGAACAGGUCUGCAACCUCAAAUACUUUGUUACAAAGACCUCUGUCCCCUAGCAACCAAGGGAAUAAGGAAGGAAUCAUUAGUAUGCAAAGAAGUCGGUCUUUAAUAUCAAAGAACCAACUUGGGAGGACUGUCAGCACUCCCUCAGGGGUCCUGCUUGAAACAAGUGGGGACGCUCUAGGAAAUGUCACUCAAGGAAGCAGUUUAUCUGAAGAUGAAUUCUUACACCAACUUCAACUUGCUCACCAGCCAUGGAUUUUGCCAAGCGAUCCCGAAAGUGAAGGAGCAGCAACAGACCAAGAUAAAUCAGUUCCCAAUCAGCAUCAGAAAUCUUUAAUCAGAGGCACUGCAGUUGCAAGGGUUUGUGAAUGAAAUCAAUGGAAAGGAUCAAGAAUGGAUUUCUGUACAUAUGUAACCUCUGCAAGCAAAGAGUGCUUUUCACUUGUGUACAACAAAAGCUUAUUUUUAUAAAUUCAGUAAAACUAAGGUGGAAUUAUUGUGAUGUGUAGAUGCUGAACCACUAAAAUGCACUGAACCUUACAUCUUACUAUGGUACAGUGGCCUUAGGCGAAGGUAGUGUGAUCUGUCACUUUUUAAUACAUAGUCCAUACAAUAAUGUAUUUUGUUUAACUUAUACCCCUGUUGUUUUGGAUUGACAUUUGAUAUAUUAAAGUUUGCUUGGUGAAAAGUUUCCUCAAAAAUUUUAUGCAUUUUAACUGGACUAAGGUUUUUUACUGCUUAUAUUUUUAUAAACUUGCCUCAUUUUUGGAUCAACAAAUGUUAACAUGUUUAGCCAUAUCUGCUGGUAUGUAUGUAUAACAAGCAGAGAACAUGAAGCUGGCUAUUCAUUUGUAAUUGCUGUAAAAAUUGGCUGAGAUAAUAGAGAGCAAAGAGUGGUGUGUGUGUGUGUGUGUGUGGCCAUCCAAUCAUAAUUAACAGUAAUCAGCACAUUACAUUAUUAAAUCUUACAAAAUAGACUGCUAAAUGAAAUAUAAUGUAGAAUGUAGCAUGCAUAAACAAAAUGUACUAAUUUUAUACAAUAUUAUUUACCCAUAUCCUAAAUGACUUAUUAAGAAAUUGACAAUUUAUUAUAUAUGUUAACAUGUGUUUGAAACAAGUUGACUGUUCUGUGAAUGUGGAAUUUAUGCAGAGAUAUCCCAUGAAGAAGCUGCUAGAAUUGACUGCAUCUGCAGUAUUCAUUUAGCUAUUUAGUCUGUUAAGCAUGGGUUUGGUUUAGUGCCUUCUUUUCUCUUUGAUUUCCAUUUCUCAGCCAUAACUGCAUAAUAAAAUUGCCUGCUACAUUUACGAUAAAUACACAUGGACAAUUAUUGAAAAAAUAAAAAGAUUUCAAGUGUG